Molecule: messenger RNA, 684 nt
Organism: Prorocentrum cordatum
Lineage: Eukaryota; Dinophyceae; Prorocentrales; Prorocentraceae
Source: the annotation of a GenBank genome assembly
AUGCAUGCCCCGCUGCUGCCCGCAAGCAAGGAGCAGUUCGUGAACGUGUACGGCAAUCGGUUCCUUUUCUUGUGCCCGCCGAACGAGUACGACGUGCCAAAGUUUCUGCCGACUACGAUCAGACCGACGCACCUUCCUUACAAGGAGCUGUACGAGCACCAGUCCUGCGCGCAGUUCCUGGCGGAUUUCUUCAGCUACGACGAGUUGAGCCCGCCGGACCGCUACCCCAGCAAGAUUCCGGCGCCCGCGUCGGUGUUGAAGUGGCAGGCCGGCGACUGCUUCGACAUCUCCGUGGCGAUGGUCUCUUUGCUCGUCGGCGUGGGCUACGACGCGUACUGCGUCAGCGGCUUCGCCCCGAGGUUCAUCACGACGCGGAACGAGGCCGCGGGGUGGCGGAGAGGCAGGGGCAGUCGAAGGCGAGACUCCACAACGCCCUCGUGGUCUUGCUCGUCCUCUUCCUGCGUUUCCUCCACCUUCGUUUGCCAUUGUCUUCUGCUUGCUUCUUGCGUCUUCCCUCUCUCUCUCUCUCUGUCUGUAUGGUCUGGAAUUUCCAUGUGCACGUGUGAACAAGGACAUGUGAAGAGGGGGGUGUUUUUAUUAUCGCCCGCACGCGGUUAUUUGCUCCCGUGUUUUUUUUGUUGUUUCUUACCUACGUUUGAUCAUGCGCCCCUGCGUCCUUAUUAA